Molecule: messenger RNA, 1644 nt
Organism: Teleopsis dalmanni
Lineage: Eukaryota; Metazoa; Arthropoda; Insecta; Diptera; Diopsidae
Exons: 2
Coding region: 55-1326 (423 amino acids)
Biological process (GO): regulation of transcription by RNA polymerase II
Cellular component (GO): transcription regulator complex; nucleus
Molecular function (GO): DNA binding
Source: RefSeq, a predicted model, not a curated record
UUUUCUGUUGUUGCUCAAAAAAAUUUAAUAAUAAUAAAUCACCAAACGGUUACAAUGCCACCGAAAAAAGAUUUAAACACGUCGAUAAGCGCGGGUGCACAGAAAGAUACCCGCACUAGCAAUAAUAAUGCUUUUGCCAACGAAUUUCAUCAUCGCACCACCACCACAGCAGCAGCUAGUGCGGCAGCAGCAGCAAUUAACGCAGCAGAUCUCGUCGCAGACAGUCGCCAUCAAAUUUACUUGGCCAAUGCUAAACUUUGUCGUUUGGUGCAACGCUGCCCAUGGAUGUAUGAUCGUAGCCACAGCGAUUAUGCGAGAAAGCACAUCCUCGAGAAGUCCUGGGCGAAAAUAGCCAAGGAAUGCAAUGAUACAGUUGCUUCAUGUAAGGAACGCUGGCGUAAUAUACGUGCAGCAUUUGCUCGAUCUGUAAAUAUUUACAAAACGUAUAGUGGUCCGAAUCGGGUAAAGCCUUACUACUUAUAUGAAGAGUUACGCUUUUUAUUGAAACCCAUGACUGAAGGGGGUAUUAAAGGAAGAGUAAUGUUACAUAUAGAGAAUGAAGAGGCGGAUGAUAUUGCACCAAAUGAUGUUGAAGUGGAACUAACAGAGGAUCCAGAAGAUUGUGUAACAUUGUUAUAUGAAGACAAUGACAGUUCAAAUCCCAUGGCCCAGGUUAAAAUUGAUUCAGAUAUGGAAUAUGAUUUAUUAGAAAAUAUUUCAACUGAACAUAUGGGCAUAGACUUACAAGGUAUAACUAAUACUGCUCAACAGAAUAAUAAUCAAGUAGCAGCUAAAAGUAAUGAACGCGUAUUACCAGCCAGAAAGCGUAAACGUUCUAUUGAAGAGCAACUCCAACAUUCCGGUAGCGAAUUGAAAAUGAGUAAAUCAGAUGAUAGUUGGUCAUUACCUGUCGCCGAUGUAGAUGUAAAAUUUCUCGACACCCUACUACCAGAUAUGAAGAUCAUGAAUGCACGUCAAAAAAUUAUAUUUAAACGCAAAAUCUAUCAAUCAUUGGAGGAAGUAUUUGAUGCGAAUUCAGAUUUUCCAAAUAUUAAUUAUGCAACUCGACCAAAUAGUAAUUUUCAGGAGACUUUGAAUAAUAUAAGGAAGUUGAGCGAAACUGAUCUACAGCAAGUAAAUGCCUUCAUUAAAAAUACUUUUCAAACUAAUUUUGACAAUAGAGAUAAUGUAAGACGUGUUGGCAAUGCUACCUCGUUAACGUCAUCAGGGACCUCUUUUGUGCAAAUCGGAAAUUCCAUGCGUAACAUCCAUUUGGGUAGUGUUAUACCAACUACUAUUAAAGAAGAAGCUCAUGAUAAUAUUUAAUUUAAAAUUAAGUCAUUAUGUAGAUAUUUCUAGUUUAUUAUAAAAAUGUUAAAUAUUAGAAUUAGCAAAUAUCACGAUGUACCUAAUUGGUUAUAGUAAUUAAAACCAGUAGUAAUUAUUAGUACUUUAGCCUGGAAGGGCAAACACAGGUUAAGUAGACAUAAUUAAACUGUGCUGAGAGUAGUAGUACUUAACAAAUAUUUCAUAAUCGUAUAAGAUUCUAAAUAUUUUUUUUUUAUACUAAAAGUAAUUAUAUUAGCACAUGAAUAUGUGCAACAAGUCAGGACGUAUGAUUUCCUUCUAUAUUUUAUUUUUUUU